This is a messenger RNA of Paramacrobiotus metropolitanus, 1355 nucleotides long. RefSeq names its product coiled-coil domain-containing protein 97-like. Lineage: Eukaryota; Metazoa; Tardigrada; Eutardigrada; Parachela; Macrobiotidae. The transcript has a single exon. The coding region runs from base 147 to 998 and encodes 283 amino acids. The record is from RefSeq and is a predicted model, not a curated record.
UCUGUUAAAACUUAAAAGUGACAGUUGUGAGUUGAAACUUAAAAAGUUUUUUUUUAAAUACGUCAGCGAAGUAUUUUCUUACUUCUUUGAAAUUAGUAUAAUAUAAGAAGCAAUCAACUUUGUACUGUAUGUAGGCACUACGAACCAUGGAUGUCUUAAUAGAUCGGGUCGCCAACUGUGCCUCCACAGACAUCCGUUUUAAAAACCAGUCCCGCGAUGAACCCGAGCUUUCCCUGGACGACAAACGCCAGAUCGUCGCCGAUCUCCUCACCAAAUCUCCAGCGCAAUUCCUCUUCCGUUUUGGCCCUGCUCUAGAGCCCCCCGAUCUGGUAUAUUUUGAGCAGUUUUCUGUGGAUCCCGCCGUCCAGAUUCAUCUCCACGAUCUCCGUGAACAUUUUGACACAAAACACCAGAAACUCCUAACGAAGAAUCGCCGUUUCGCCGCUCUUCCCCGUCUGCAAGCCGCGGGUUAUUUUGACGAAGCCGAGAUGCAGAAGCGUGAUCCCUUGCUUUAUGAAGAGUUAGUGGAGAAAUAUCUGAAUCCGGAGGAGAAACGUGCAAGGGAGAAGGCGCGAAAAUCCACGGGAACUGAUCAUCCCUUCGCGGAUAUCCUCAUGGAAUCCCUGAUUGAGACACCGCGAACGGAGGAGUUUCUCGUCCGGCAGAAGGAAUACGAAGCCCAUCAGACGGAGGAGACAGACUCCGACGAGGAAGAAGAGGAGGCGGUCCCCGAAGAUCCCCUGGAUGAUCGGGAAAAGGAGGUGCUACGGGAAGAGUUUCGCCAUAUUAUGGAGGAACGGUUUCUGGAGGGGCGGGAUGGCGAUUACGUGGACUAUGCGCAAAUUGAUCGGGAUGAGCGACUGGACGUGGCCGUCCGGGAAUUGUGGCGGGAUGAAGAGGAUCGGUACUUCGACGAGGAGGAGCCCUCGGAUACCAUUGAGAAUGGAGUGGAAAAGCUGCGGAUCGGUGAAGACAAGGACGAUGAUCUGGAUUAUUAAGGAGACAAGAGAUUCUUACAGUUUCGUGCAAAUGAAGCGUUGAUAUUAAAUUGAUGGACGUUUUGUCGCAAACAUUUCGAAGCAGGAUGUCACCCAAGAAUAUGGUUUUGGUACGGCGAUUUGUCCGGAAGAAUUGUUUCAAAAUUUUUGAAGCCGAUUGUGGAGUUCAAAAAGCGGUUGUUAUUUUUCCCCCAGUUAAAAGCAUGUGGUUGUUUUUCAAAUCGGUUGGCUGUUUCAGCCUUCCAAAUAAAUUUCUGUGAUACGUUCGUUUACGUUCUUUCUGUAUUCCGGUCAUUGUUAAUAAGCGAUUUAUGGACCGAAAUUUGUUGUCAGAAGUAAAUUUGAUUCUGCUGUUGA